Messenger RNA from Arvicanthis niloticus (Nile rat), 1689 nucleotides. It is a transcript of the gene Tmem17, whose product is annotated as transmembrane protein 17. The record is from RefSeq and is a predicted model, not a curated record. Gene Ontology annotation, biological process: non-motile cilium assembly. Gene Ontology annotation, cellular component: ciliary transition zone. NCBI's taxonomy places the organism in Eukaryota, Metazoa, Chordata, Mammalia, Rodentia, Muridae.
GCCAUUUUCAGCAGCACUAGGCCACGUCCGGCUGAGGACCCAGUGGCCCCUGCUCGCUUCUCCAAGGGGAAGCCUCUGGAGGAUUCUGUUCCACGCGCGCGGGGCAGCCCAGGCACCAGGGCCCUAGAGGACCGCACAGCCCGGUUGCCAAGGGAACCGCCGCCGCGCGCCGCUGCACCCUCCGACUAGCCGCUGUGUGAGGGGGCCAGGCCGGCGCAGGCCAGCAUGGAGCUGCCGGACCCCGUUCGUCAGCGCCUGAGCAACCUCAGCCUCACCAUGUUCGGCGACUCCAGCCGCACCGGGCCAGAGUCCAGUGAGGCGGCGGAUAAUGAAAUGGUCUCCAGCCUGGCCUUGCAGAUGUCACUUUAUUUUAACUCUUACUUUUUCCCACUGUGGUGGGUGAGCUGCAUCGUGAUGCUGCACCUGAAGUAUUCGGUCUUGCCUGAUUACUACAAAUUCAUUGUGAUUACUGUCGUCAUCCUCAUAACCUUGAUUGAAGCGAUCCGGUUGUACCUGGGCUGCAUGGGUAACCUGCAGGAGAAGGUUCCUGAGCUGGCCGGCUUUUGGCUCCUGAGCCUUCUACUGCAGUUGCCCUUAAUACUUUUCUUGCUCCUUAACGAAGGCCUAAGGAAUCUGCCCUUGGAGAAAGCAAUACAUAUCAUCUUCACUGUCUUCCUUACUUUCCAAGUCAUCUCAGCAUUUCUGACCCUGAAGAAAAUGGUCAACCAGCUGGCAGCCCGUUUCCACCUCCAGGACUUCGAUCAGCUGUCUGCAAGCAGUGCGGCUGUGAGAAGGGUGAGGCAAUGCACGGAUGAGCUCUGACCGCGUGCCGACCGUAUGCUGACCUCAUGCUGACCAGUGGACAUCAGAAAGAUGAUGCAAGAGGACCAGGAAGUAAGAGAGUGACAGGACAUCUGAGUUGGGCCUGAGAAAGGGUACACACAGGCUAGGUGUGUCCUCUAGCUCGGAACCCCCCUAGGCAAUGCCAAGGCUCACCCAUAUCAACCCUACAGCUAAGGGGAUAUUUCUGAUGUUGGUUUUGUUUCUUUGUUGGUUUCUUCAUGAGUCUGUUGGCAGUUGCAAUGCCACCUUUUUUGUAACGUUUCCAGUUAUAAUCUGUGACAAGAAAUGUGUGGCACUUCAGAUGAAAUCAGCUUUGUCCAGUGGAAUCUCACUGAGUGUGUCAACACCCUCCAGGACAUGCCCUGGCCCAGAAGGAGUCAGCCAAUAUGAAAUGAACUCUGUGGCACUCUUGUGGACUUUUUGUUUCAUUUGCUUUUGUUUUGGCAUUUCUGUCUUAUUAUUAGAGAGUAAAAAGGUUUGGGAAUGAGUUGGGAAAGGGGAAAACAUGAAAAGUAUAUAGUAUGAAGAAAAGAAUUAAUAAAAAAAAGAAAUGUGUAACGUUUCUUUUAAACUUGCAUCAUAUGGAAGUGCUUGAUCAAUAGGAUGCUUGUGCAUUAAGUGGCAUUUUUAACCAAGACCAAAGUUUUGGGUGUGCUAGCACUCAGUUCCAAAUGUCUUCUCAGUUGUUAUCUUGCAGUGAAAGAGGCAGGCACAUUGUGGUGUUUAAGGAAUAUUUGUCACAAAAAAUUUUAAGUUUUAUAAAACCAUGUUCAGUAUUUGUGGUAAUGGCAUAUAAGCUGUUUUUACCAUAAAUCAUAAGAUAUUUAGAUUAAACUGUCAGCAGCA